AUGGUGCUCCUCACAUCCUCGACGGUCUCCGCAAUCGUGUCGAUGGGAGUAGUCUGCAUCUUUACCUUUUUACUAUUUGUCUCGGGCUACGUGUUACAGCAAAACUCGGUGAAGAAUAUUCAACAUGCACUGCGCAAGCCCCCUGAUAGUCCGCCUAUCGUAGGGCGCGGGUCGCCUGGAUCGACAUUCCAGAAGCCUGCGCACAAACGCGGUCUAUCAGACUCGGAUCUGGGGCCAACGGGCGAUCAAGAGGUGCUUCAAGGAAGUCGGGGUCGUGGGUCGGGCUCAAAGGGGAAUUAUGCAUACCUACAGUUAUUGUCGAGGCCCGAUCCCUCUGAUAUCUGUUCCGCCGUUCUUUUCUUCAAACAACUCGCCACGAAUGGCUCCGUUAUCCCGGACCGCUUGUUCAUGUAUCCCGAAGAGUGGGAUCGCAUGUCUGCAAAGAGCCUUGGGAAAGCUGGCUCGCUAGCCUUGUCCAUCUUACGCGCUGCCAGUAUCAAAUACGGUAUCUGGCUGCUACCAAUCGAUAUCAGCGUCGCCCUACACGCUGGAUACACAAUGUCUGACACGAAAUUGCUGCGUCUCGGACAGGACCAGUUCAUGCAGUAUGAUAGUGUACUAUAUCUUCAGUCUCCAGGCUUGAUUAUGGACACAGAAAAAUUGGAUCAAGUCAUCUUAUCCCAGCCACUUCCACUCCUACAUGAUUGGAAUCGCCCAGAGUCCUACGCCAAUGAGGCCUGGACUCCCAUGUCUCUCCGUCCAGACCGCGACGAUAACUUGCCACCUGUCUACUUGAUCACGGUCAACAAUGUCGAUGGUGGACGAGUCCAGACUCGCACCCACGUGCCUAAUGCUGAUCUCCCUGGAUUUGGCAAUCUUGUGAUUGGGCCGACCAACUUUGAUCAGACUGGCGAUUUGCCAGGAUAUGUAUAUUUCGAGAACGAUCGUGAUGGCCAGGUUAAAUGGGCCGGAAACCCGCUCUUUGGAGCCUGGCGAGCACAGCAACAUGAAGUCUGUGAAGGGCUAGACUUUGACGACGAUUUCUCUCAUGAGUAA
Penicillium cataractarum is the source of this 1056-nucleotide messenger RNA. RefSeq lists its product as uncharacterized. The transcript has a single exon. Lineage: Eukaryota; Fungi; Ascomycota; Eurotiomycetes; Eurotiales; Aspergillaceae. Bases 1 to 1056 code for a protein of 351 amino acids. The record is from RefSeq and is a predicted model, not a curated record.